Molecule: messenger RNA, 1784 nt
Organism: Haliaeetus leucocephalus (bald eagle)
Lineage: Eukaryota; Metazoa; Chordata; Aves; Accipitriformes; Accipitridae
Gene: PITPNC1
Product: phosphatidylinositol transfer protein, cytoplasmic 1
Exons: 10
Coding region: 556-1362 (268 amino acids)
Biological process (GO): phospholipid transport
Cellular component (GO): cytoplasm
Molecular function (GO): phosphatidylinositol binding; phosphatidylinositol transfer activity
Source: RefSeq, a predicted model, not a curated record
GAGCCGCGGCGGCCGCAGCCGCGUUGCGGUGGGGAGGUGGGAGCCGCGUUCGGCAGCCGGGGAAGGAAACGUUAUAAAAAAAGCCUUUGUCUUGGAAAUCAGCAUCUCAUCUUUCCUGCCGCCCGACGUGCUGCCGGCGGUGGUGGAAAGCCGCGGUUUUUUUCGGCUCAUUUGUUCUUUUCGCCGCCCCAGGCAUGUCUUGACAUAGCUGCGAGAGACUGCCGUUUUCGUACACUUCCGACGGAUGUCUUUGGCUGUAGCGAUAGUGUUCGGGGUUUGAGACUUGGUAGCGUCUAUCGGUGCGAGCGUGUGUGAAAUUCCCAUGAUCGCAGUCUGAAGGAGGAACUGGAAGAAAGGAGCAGUUGUGUUGGGUUUUUCUUCUUGCUGGGUCAGCCUUCCUGGAUGGUUGCAUUACUCUCUUGUGGACACAUUGUCAAGCGCGUACAGAGAAGGAGGCUUGAGUAUUUUCUCCCGUGACUGGGUUUCGUCGUGAUCAUCGUGCAGAAACAACCACUUUUCUCCCAGUUUGCUGGUCCGCACUGAGGCAGCAGGAAUAUGCUCAUGAAGGAGUACCGGAUCUGUAUGCCUUUGACAGUUGAAGAGUACAGAAUUGGACAGCUGUACAUGAUAAGCAAGCAUAGCCAUGAGCAAAGUGACCGAGGUGAAGGUGUGGAAGUGGUGCAGAAUGAACCCUAUGAAGAUCCAAACCAUGGCAAUGGUCAGCUAACAGAAAAACGCGUCUAUCUCAACAGCAAACUGCCUAGCUGGGCUAGAGCAGUUGUUCCCAAAAUAUUUUAUGUUACAGAGAAGGCUUGGAAUUAUUAUCCUUAUACAAUCACAGAAUACACAUGUUCAUUUUUGCCUAAAUUCUCCAUUCAUAUAGAGACAAAAUACGAGGACAACAAAGGAAGCAAUGACAGUAUUUUUGACAAAGAAGCUAAAGAUUUGGAGCGAGAAGUCUGCUUUAUUGAUAUUGCCAGCGAUGAAAUUCCUGAGCGCUAUUACAAAGAAUCAGAGGAUCCUAAAUAUUUCAAGUCACAGAAGACUGGGAGAGGCCAAUUAAAAGAAGGCUGGAGAGAGACACAUCAGCCAAUUAUGUGUUCCUACAAACUCGUGACUGUGAAAUUUGAAGUCUGGGGACUUCAAACCAGAGUAGAGCAAUUUGUACACAAGGUGGUCAGAGAUAUACUAUUGAUUGGUCACCGGCAGGCUUUUGCCUGGGUUGAUGAGUGGUACGAUAUGACUAUGGAUGAUGUUCGAGAAUACGAGAAAAAUAUGCAUGAAAAAACCAACAUUAAAGUUUGCAACCAACAUUCAUCUACUGUGGAUGAAAUAGAGAGCCAUGCCAAAGCAAGAACAUGACAAUGGAUGAAGUCCGAGAGUUUGAACGAGCAACUCAGGAAGCUACCAACAAGAAGAUUGGGGUUUUCCCACCUGCAAUAUCUAUCUCUAACAUUUCCAUGCCUUCUUCAACCCGCAGUGCUCCAUCUAGUGCUCCAUCAACUCCUCUCUCCACAGAUGCUCCUGAAUUCCUAACAGUUCCCAAAGACAGGCCUCGGAAAAAGUCUGCUCCAGAAACUCUCACUCUUCCAGAUCCAGCGAAAAAAAACCUUUAAAUUUACCCAGCAUGUUUCCUCCUGAUAAGCCAUGUCUACCACAGCAAGAGUGACGUAACUCAAUUUCUACAAAGGUCAUGGUGGUGUGUUGGUUGUUUUUUUGCUUAAAAUAAUCUUACUGGUGUGGAAAGGUUACUUCUUUCCUCAGACUUGAUCCUUAAAACCUUC